GGCUGCCGGGAGUUGUAGUCCCGUGUCCCCCCCACAGCGGCGGGGCGGGCGCGGGCCGCCGCCGUUAAGCAUGGCCGCGGCGGAGGGGGGUGGGGCGCACGGCUGUCCUGUGCUGCCGUUGGCUAACGGCCGGAGCAUCCCGGUGCUGGGGCUUGGUACUUCCCAUCAAGGUGGCUAUUCUCAUGAUGCUGUGGUCUAUGCAUUACAAAAAUGUGGCAUUCGUCAUAUUGACACAGCAAAAAGAUAUGGCUGUGAAUCCCUUCUCCAAAAAGCCAUCAAAGAGAGCGGUGUGAAGCGAGAGGACCUCUGGAUAACUACCAAACUGUGGCAUAGUGAUUAUGGCUAUGAAAACACAAAAAAAGCCUGCUUGGAGUCAUGUGAAAGACUUGGUGUCGAAUAUCUUGAUCUUUAUUUAAUACACUGGCCUGAUGCACAUGUUCCGGGUAAAAGCAAUCGAGAGGUCCGAGCUGAAACCUGGAGAGCGAUGGAGGAGCUCUAUGAGAAAGGUUUGUGUAGAUCAAUUGGUGUAAGCAACUUUCUUAUCAAUCAUCUUGAGCAACUGAAGGAAGACUGUGUGAUUACUCCACAUGUUAAUCAGGUUGAAUACCACCCUUUCCAAAGACCCCAGGAGCUGGUGGAUUAUUGUAGGAGCCGAGAUAUUGUUUUCGAAGGCUACUGUCCUUUAGCCAAAGGCGAAGCACUCACUCAUCCUAGUAUCAUUCAGCUGGCAAAGAAAUAUGGCAGAACUCCAGCACAGAUUUGCAUACGCUGGAGUAUACAGAAUGGGAUUGUCACUAUUCCAAAGUCCACAAAAGCAGAAAGGAUACAGGAAAACUGCAAGGUGUUUGAUUUUACAAUAGCAGAAGAUGAUGUUGAAAUUCUGAAUGGAAUGCAUGAUGGGAGACAUGUUUCCUGGGACCCAAGCCUUAUUGUGUGAAUGAAGGUUUUUGAUUUUAAUCUGAAGGAAGAAGAUAUGGAAUUUUUGAACGCUAUGAAUAUCAACAGAAAAUUAAUUAAUCUAACCUAUCCACUGUGGAAAGGAUAAUUUAAAACCAGAUCGUUCCAUACAGCAAAAGUGACGCCACUGGAACAUUAAUUCAUUUUAAACUGAACAAUAAAUCUAAAUUGUUCUCUUGGGUACUCAAAGAGCAUCUAAUAAAUACCAAUCAAUAAUCAAAAAUCAGUAUCAAUGGCUUGUAUUUACUGUUACAUUAACAAAUUAAUAAAAUCAUCUAGUUUACUCUUUUCUUUGUUGCUUUCUUACAGAUACAGAAA
Messenger RNA from Chroicocephalus ridibundus (black-headed gull), 1275 nucleotides. RefSeq lists its product as uncharacterized. Gene Ontology annotation, molecular function: oxidoreductase activity. The record is from RefSeq and is a predicted model, not a curated record. Lineage: Eukaryota; Metazoa; Chordata; Aves; Charadriiformes; Laridae. The transcript has 8 exons. Bases 71 to 937 code for a protein of 288 amino acids.